GUAUCACACUGCAGGCUGGCGGUGGCGUUGGCGCUGGCGCUGGCGUUGGCGGUGGGCGUUGCACCAAUCACACUUGAGCGUUGCCGCUGCGGUUGGCGCUGGCGUUCACAGCCUUCCAAUGCUCCUGGAUACGUUAAUUUUCGUUAAGAAAAGGCGCAUUUUCCGCCAACUUUUGGCGUCUGCUCAGUUCGAGUUUGUAAACACCCUAUCACACAAAUAUAUAGGUGUCCAGUGUUGAUUUUAUAAUGGUUAGAAUUACAAAUCGCUAUCGCCAAUAUCAAGAUUACAUGUAUAGAAGAAGAAGAGCUAUUAUUGCUUUAUUUGGUGUUGUAUUAAUACAAGAAAUAUCGAAGCGUUUCCCAGAGAGAAGUGUAUGGGUGCAUCACUACAUUGCACGAAGAGAUCGGCUUGGGUGUCACAACACUCUUUUUAUGGAGUUACGUACAGAAAAUCCAGAAAAGUACAGAAAGUGUCUACGAAUGACUCCAGAAAUGUUUCAAUGGCUCGCUGACACUAUUAGGCCUCUGGUGCAAAAGCAGGACUCACAUCUGAGGCGCAGUAUAUCAGUCGAACAGCGCCUCUCCAUCACACUCCGACAUUUAGCAACAGGUGAAACUCAAGAGUCUCUGCAUUUCCAUUUUCGGGUUGGCCAGAGUACCAUAUCUGGUAUUAUCAGAGAAGUAUGUCAGGCUCUGCAUUCGGUUCUGAAAGAAACGUACCUGAGGUUCCCUACAUCCCAUGAAGAAUGGCGAAAUAUUGCUUCUGAAUGUGGCAGCCGGUGGAAUUUUUAUAAUUGCAUUGGAGCUAUGGAUGGCAAGCAUGUCCUGAUUGAGCCCCCCAUCAACUCUGGGUCAACUUACUAUAAUUACAAAGAAACAUUUAGUAUAGUUUUGCUGGCAAUAGUCGAUGCUGGUUUAAGAUUUAUUUAUGUGGAUGUGGGUACCAAUGGUCGUGUUGGAGAUAAAGGAGUGUGGAACAAGUGUUCAAUGAAAAAAUAUUUAGAAGAGAAUAGUAUGAGUAUUCCACCUCCAUGUCCUCUGCCAGGCACUGAUAAAAACUUCCCAUUUGUAAUUGUGGGGGAUGAAGGUUUUGCCCUCACAAAUCAAGUUAUGAUACCCUUCUCUAAGGAGCACUUGAGAGGAGAAAAUUCAAAAGUCAGAAGAAUAUUUAACUACAGGUUGUCAAGGGUUCGGCGCUGCUCUGAAAAUGCUUUUGGAUUAAUUGUAAAUCGAUUCCAAAUUUUGAGAAGUCCUAUGCGGUACGAUCCUGAUGUAGCACGUAAUAUCACACUUACAAUACUGUGCUUGCACAAUUUGCUGCGUACUGAUACCUUAGGGCGGAAGCUGUAUUCACCACCUGAAAUGCUGGAUAGUGAGGACGAGUUGACUGGUGUAAUUCACAGAGGAGCAUGGCGUGAAGAAGGGGGGAAUGGUCUACAAGACUUAGCCCGUCAAGGUGGGAACCGCCAUGCUGCAAGCCCCCUUCAGCUGAGAGAGGAUUGGGCGGAGUAUUUCAAUGGUCCAGGAGCUGUCCCUUGGCAAGAACGAAUGGUGUCCCUCCCACAGUAAAUUAUUAUUGUCAUUGGCCUAUUUGUUAAUGUAGAUUGUUAAAUGUUUAAACUGUAAAUGCAUGUUAGAAUUUUAUUGUUUGGAUAUGUUUUGUCUGACUUUGAGUUUGACUUUGAAUGUGCUGAAUAUAUAGCUCUUUGAUUACAUAACAAUUCCCAGUCUUUAAAAUAUUCCUCUCCAUUCUGUUUUCUAUUUGGGGUCUCAUUACCCCACAGUUCAAUCCUAUAAUAAAGAUGCUAUUAGUCAAAUAAAAAUCCAUUGAGUACAACUGAAUUGUAUUGCCAGUCAGAAAUACAACAAUGACAUACAAACUAUAAAAAGAGAGACUUAAACUAAUCUACAUAUAAAGAGGCAUAUGUAUGAAAAAAACACCCGUAAGGUAUAGGAACCUGAAAGUAGUACUUUGGAUAACAGUCCUAAACUAAAAGUAAUCUACAUAAGUGGCACAUGAGAGUAAUACAUUAGUAAUAGAAGUACUUUGGUUUUAAGUCAAAAUUGGCAAAAUAAUGCAAGCUAAUAAAGUAAAAACACUUUGGCAUUUAGCUCAC
This is a messenger RNA of Frankliniella occidentalis (western flower thrips), 2116 nucleotides long. RefSeq lists its product as uncharacterized. The record is from RefSeq and is a predicted model, not a curated record. Bases 246 to 1568 code for a protein of 440 amino acids. Lineage: Eukaryota; Metazoa; Arthropoda; Insecta; Thysanoptera; Thripidae. The transcript is spliced from 4 exons.